Molecule: messenger RNA, 2384 nt
Organism: Podarcis raffonei (Aeolian wall lizard)
Lineage: Eukaryota; Metazoa; Chordata; Lepidosauria; Squamata; Lacertidae
Gene: KCNAB3
Product: potassium voltage-gated channel subfamily A regulatory beta subunit 3
Exons: 15
Coding region: 169-1425 (418 amino acids)
Biological process (GO): potassium ion transport; regulation of potassium ion transmembrane transport
Cellular component (GO): voltage-gated potassium channel complex; cytoplasm; membrane
Molecular function (GO): voltage-gated potassium channel activity; potassium channel regulator activity; transmembrane transporter binding
Source: RefSeq, a predicted model, not a curated record
CCCAUCUCAGCACCCCUCCCGUCAAAGACGUCCCUGCCACCACCCCUCUUUGCAUGCAGCUCCCCCCACAGGGAAGGAGGCUGCCAGGCGCCCACAGCCCAUAAGCCCCUGGGUGCGUUGUGGGGGGGGGGACACACCUUUGGGUGUUGGGGGGUCCCCGGCUGAGCCAUGCAAGUUUCCAUCGCCUGCACGGAGCAGAACCUGCGGAGCCGGAGCAGCGAUGACCGGCUGUGCGGCGGGGGGACGCGGGGCCAGGGCAGCGGGGGGCAAGGCAAUGGGGGGUACCAACCCCCCGGCAAGGGACCCCGGCUAGCCAUGGGGCCGCGGGCUCCAGGGCAGAACCUGCCCCACAUCGCCUUCCUGCUGAGGGAGUCCACCGGCCGAGCCACGGGCAUGAACUACAGGAACCUUGGCAAAUCGGGGCUUCGCGUUUCCUGUCUCGGCCUGGGUACUUGGGUAACAUUUGGGUCGCAGAUCUCAGAUGAGAUGGCGGAAAAUGUGCUCACCAUCGCUUACGAGAACGGGGUCAACCUCUUUGACACGGCCGAGGUCUAUGCUUCUGGCAAAGCAGAAAAAACAUUGGGGAAUAUCUUGAAGAGCAAAGGAUGGAGGCGUUCGAGCUACGUUGUCACCACCAAGAUUUACUGGGGAGGCCAGGCUGAGACGGAGAGAGGCCUGUCGCGGAAACACAUCAUAGAGGGGCUCAAAGGCUCUUUGCAGCGGCUUCAACUGGAGUACGUUGACAUUGUCUUUGCUAACCGGAUGGAUGCCAACAGCCCCAUGGAAGAAUGCGACCCGAACUUCCGAUUGCUCUUGCUGGAAGAAAUUGUACGUGCCAUGACUUACGUGAUCAACCAGGGGAUGGCCAUGUACUGGGGCACCUCUCGCUGGAGCGCAAUGGAAAUCAUGGAGGCGUAUUCCGUGGCACGGCAAUUCAACCUCAUCCCACCUGUGUGCGAACAGGCAGAGUACCACAUGUUCCAGCGGGAAAAGGUGGAGACGCAGCUGCCAGAGCUCUACCACAAGAUUGGAGUGGGAGCCAUCACCUGGUCCCCGUUGUCUUGUGGACUUAUCACAGGGAAAUAUGAGGAGCGGGUGCCUGAAAACUGCCGUGCCGCCAUGAAGGGGUACCACUGGCUGAAGGAGAAAUUGCAGAGUGAAGAUGGGAAGAAGCAGCAGGCCAAAGUGAAGGAGCUCCACCCGAUCGCAGAGCGCCUGGGAUGCACAGUGGCGCAGCUGGCCAUUGCCUGGUGCCUCCGCUCUGAAGGCGUCAGCUCUGUCCUUCUCGGGGUCUCCAGCACCGAACAGCUCAUUGAGAACUUGGGGUCCAUCCAGGUUCUGACUCAGCUGACGCCCCAGGUCGUCCAGGAAAUUGAUGCGCUCCUGGGCAACAAGCCCAAUGCAAAAAAAGAGUCCCGGGCGUAGGGACACAUUGGCGCCCGGGACGUUGCACGCUGUUGUCCCAAAGGACUGCAUCGCCUCCUGCUCCUCCUCUGGGGGGCUCCUGGCCCCACCUACCUACCCCUCCCUGCCCCACAUGCUCUCCCACCAGCUGCCGCCUCUCAACUUGGCAGGGGUGGGCAAGGAGGAGCCGCUUUGCGCAUGAGAACCAAAUAACCGUAUACUUCCACGGCGGGCGAAGUGGGAGGGCGCCGGCGGGUUAGCGCCUGCCCCCCAAAGCCGUCUGCUUAGAUUACAGUACAAAUAAUAAGAUAAGGCAUGAGCAAUCCAGCUAUGGGAUCGGCGGGUAAGAGGCACCGCCUCCCGCUAGUGCCGGAACUGCCGGCCGCUUUGCCUCUCUCUUUCCCAUAUCAAUACGCCUGGUUUUUAAACAUGGGGUGGGCACAGCGCAACGAGGCAAAAUGGGGGGAGUGGGGAAAACAAGCACACAGCUGGUGUAUGAUAACAAUUGAGCAUCCUUAGUGCAUAUUUACCCCCGCCGACCAAAGUCCCGUGUAGCGUUAUGAAUCACUCCAUUUACUUUACUUUUCUUUUCUCCUCAGCAUCUUGUGCUUUCGAUGAGGGGACACCCCACCAGCAUCAUUUGCGGGUUUUAUGAUGUUUUGAAGGACCGCAGAGGAGCCAUCUUGGGCACGACCCAGUGGGAAGUCCUCUCGGCUAAAAGAAUGGGAGCUGCGCAUGAGCGGGAGGGGCGCCAUUUUGGAUUUCCUGCCUCAGGCACCAAAAUGUCUUAGGCCGGCCUUGUGUGAAGGCCCCAGUGAGGACAUAGCUCAGAUAGCCCCUGUCUGUGGUGGGGAUAUUGGGAAGGGACCGUCCCCUUCACCCCAAUUCUUCAAAUUUAACCUUUCUAGAGUCCUUUUUCGGAUACAAUUAUCAGCUUUCUUCCCCUACCCAUCUUUUAUUUCCACUCACCCUCCUCCCCC